This is a messenger RNA of Coniosporium apollinis CBS 100218, 459 nucleotides long. RefSeq lists its product as uncharacterized. Gene Ontology annotation, molecular function: DNA-directed RNA polymerase activity; DNA binding. The record is from RefSeq and is a predicted model, not a curated record. NCBI's taxonomy places the organism in Eukaryota, Fungi, Ascomycota, Dothideomycetes. Gene Ontology annotation, cellular component: RNA polymerase I complex; RNA polymerase III complex; RNA polymerase II, core complex. The transcript has 3 exons. Bases 1 to 459 code for a protein of 152 amino acids. Gene Ontology annotation, biological process: DNA-templated transcription.
AUGUCCGACUACGGCGGCGACGACGGCCCUGAAUACGACGAGCCCACCUUCGACGAGCCAGAAGAAGACCCCUACGCCUACGACGAGCCCGACGCCGAAGACCCCGACGACCACGGCGCCGCGGGCGCUGAAGACCCAACCUCCCAAGCCGCGCCGGGCGAGCAGAACGUCGUAGUCGCCGGGGACCCCAGCGCGGCUGCUGCGGCAAGAGCGAACAAGAAUACGGUCAAGGGCCUCAGGGAGAAGAGGAUACCGAGGGAGAAGCGGACCACGACGCCGUACAUGACCAAGUAUGAGCGUGCGCGGGUGCUGGGGACGCGGGCGCUGCAGAUCAGCAUGAAUGCGCCGGUGCUGGUGGAUUUGGAGGGCGAGACGGACCCACUGCAGAUUGCUAUCAAGGAGCUGCGUGAGAAGAAGAUUCCCCUUGUUAUCAGGCGCUAUAUGCCGGAUGGGUGGUGA